GAACAGAUAAAGAUCAAAGUUCAAGGGAUCCCACAAGGCUACUGGACUGAAGAUGUAUACAAUGCACUCAUCCGCUACGGUGACAUUUCAAGAAUUGAGAUGGACGGCCCAACAACUGCAUUUGUUCUCUUCCAGUAUCCCCCGCCUGAUUUCUCGAGACGUAUCACUAGCAAAUCCUUGUCCAUUGGUCACAAAACAGUCAGAGUGGAGAUAAAGCCACACAACGUUCGAAUGGUCCCAAGCCCAGUACACCCAGAAAAGGCACACAGGGAGCUCAUCCGUCUCCAAUCUAAAAUGAUCGACUUUGGCCCUAGAAUUGGCGAGAGCUCAAUGAUGGUGAUGGAAAGAAUCACUACCCACGGGCAGGUCAGCGUUACUUUGGACUUGUAUCGCAAGGAGAUCCAGAUAAAGUUUCCGCUUAGGACGCAGGAUGACAUACGCUGGCAUUUCUUCAAGAUGCCCUUUGCGCAGCUUGAAAAGAUACACACCCACAAAUCGAUGAACAGCUCGGAUGCAACAUUCAGUCUGAUUAUCCCCUUUGACAAACCUCCACAGUUCUAUCGGCAAGCAACCGAAGCAGAACUGCCCAGGACAUUCAGUAAAGAGAGGUUCUGGAAUGUAUGGAGCUCUUGGUACCGGCAAACAGAUGCGGUACCUGAUCAAGUCAAAGCGCAGAUCAUGAAGGAGCCUCUAAGGCAUUACAGCGACUUCGCAAUUAUUGACCUUGGGAAGUGGACGACAUAUCGAAUUCCCCUUCCGUCCGCGGUAUUGCAAAGCAGUGUAUGGUCAAAUUUCUGCGGGGCUCUUGCCGAUUAUGGCAUUCCUGUUAUAGAGGUGCCAGGUUAUACUUUCCAACAAAGAUCGCCAGCCCAGAUCUGGGGUCUCCUGCCCGAUGAAGCUGCCACCAGAGCGCCUGAGCGAAUAGCUACAUCGGCGUCUGCCUUCGACGAGCUGUCAUCUAUCAACCACAACUUGAAGUUCGAAGUCCGAUAUCAACUCGAAGUCUGUUUGACUCAUGGAUACCUCAAGGAGAACAAUGUAACUACCCAAUUCAUGGAGCAGCUCGUCUCCAUGAAACCUAGGGAUGCAACCCUUCUGCUGGAGAAGAUUGCAGACCGACAGAUCAUUCACUAUAAUCCCUCCGACAUUUUCAAGAUCCCUAUCAGGGCCUCAAUGGCCAGAAAGGUACCAAGUUAUUGUGUUCUCGCCCGUUCUGUCACGAUUACUCCAACGACAAUGCACGUGAACACUCCAGCAGUUGAGACCUCAAAUCGCGUCCUUCGAAAGCAUGCUGCCGACGCUGAUAGAUUCAUUCGGGUCAAGUUCACAGACGAGAAGACAGAAGGGCGCCUUUUUGGAAAACACGAUGGCACGUUCGAUGCACUUUUCGAAAGGGUCACCCGUGCAAUGGAGCAUGGGAUUAUCGUCGCAGGACGUCAUUACGAGUUCCUCGCCUACGGUAACUCUCAGUUCAGGGAGAACGGUGCUUAUUUCUAUGCCCCUACACCAUCCGCAUCAGCGGCCAGCAUUCGCAAGUCUAUGGGCUAUUUCGAUGAAAUCAAGUCCGUGGCGAAGUAUGGCGCUCGACAGGGGCAGUGCUUCUCUACUACGAGGUACAUCCAUACGAUCCAAGGGAUCAAUGUAGUCGAAAUCGACGACGUAGAGAGAAAUGGAUACACCUUCACUGACGGCGUUGGCAAACUGUCUCCAUUUGUUGCCAAAAUGGCGGCUCAGGAAUUGGGCAUACCCAAAGCCUUCGAGGACCCUCCAUCACUAUAUCAAUUUCGAUUGGCAGGCUGCAAAGGCGUCUUGGCUAUAGACCCAGAAAUCAGCGGCAGCGCAAUUCAUAUUCGCCCAAGCCAGUACAAAUUCAAAGCAGAGAACAAGGGUUUCGAGGUCAUUCGCACUUCGGCCUUUGCAACAGCCUGCUUCAAUCGUCAAUUGAUUGUCAUCCUUUCUACCUUGGGAGUUCCCAACCAUGCGUUUAUUCGCAAGCAGCAGAGCAUGAUGGAUGAUCUGCAAAAAGCCACUACGGACAAAGCAGUGGCUAUUGAUCGGCUACAGCGUAACAUUGACUUCAACCAGACAACCCUUACUAUUGCUGCUAUGAUCCUUGAUGGGUUUAUGAAGGACCCAUUCGUGAUGAGCCUCCUCCACCUGUGGCGAGCCUACAACAUCAAGUUCCUCAAGGAGAAAGCAAGGAUAGUGGUCGACGAGGGCGCUUUCGUUCUUGGAUGUGUAGACGAGACCGCAACACUCAAAGGCCAUUUCAACGCCGACCAAUGCCGACCUGACGCUACAAGAUCAGAAAAGAUGGAUACCCUGCCAGAGAUAUUCCUUCAAAUUUCUGAUCCCACUCGGCCACAUCAGUACAAGAUUGUCCAGGGGGAAUGCAUUCUCGCUCGCAAUCCUUCUCUACACCCUGGUGAUGUUCGUAUUGUUCGAGCUGUCGACAAACCAGCUUUACACCACCUGAGAGAUGUGGUGGUGCUUCCGCAAACAGGGGAUCGCGACAUUGCUGGUAUGUGCUCAGGGGGAGAUCUUGAUGGAGAUGACUAUAUCGUCAUGUGGGAUCCGAAAUUCUUACCUACUACCAUCAACGAGGAACCAAUGGACUUCACACCUGAGAGGCCGCUUGACAAAGAUACACCCGUGACGACCAGGGAUUUGACUGAUUUCUUCGUGACAUACAUGAAGAACGACAGUCUCGCUCGGAUCGCGACUUCACAUCUUGCGCAGGCCGACUACAAUGCAGAAGGUGUGCGAGACGAGAAGUGCAUACAGCUUGCGAAAUUGCAUUCCCAGGCUGUUGAUUACCCAAAGAGUGGGAUUCCGGCGAUCAUGAACCUCGAAUUGAGGCCCAAGAGGUGGCCUCACUUUAUGGAUAAUGGACGCUCUGCACGCCCAUACUAUCACUCCCGAAACAUACUUGGAAUACUAUACGACCAAGUAACACUGGUCGACUUCAAGCCACAGUACGAUAACCCAUUUGACGAACGGAUCUUGAAGGCGUUUCCGUCCUUGGAUGAGAAAAUUCUACGUGAGGCUCGAGAAGUCAAGACGGAGUACGAUUUCUCUCUGAGAAAGCUUAUGGCUAAACAUGAUAUUCAAACCGAAUUCGAGGCUUGGUCUGUUUUUGUCCUGUCCCACAACCAGGAGGCCCGUGAUUACACAUUCGCAGAGGAAUUCGGUCGUUCGGUUAGUACUCUUAAGAACGAAUACCGUGAAUUGUGCCGGGAAAAAGCUGGGUCGAAGGACGCCGUCACGGGUCAGUCAAACAUGGCUAGAUUCGUGGCGGCAAUGUAUACAGUCACGGCGCGGGAGAUGGAAGAAGCUCGCAAAGAGGGCGAUGAGAGUGGAAUGGUUGGCGGUAGGCAAGAAAGUAAGGAUCCUAGCCACAUGCCACUGAUGAGCUUUCCGUGGCUUUUCCCAGGCCACCUGGGCAAGAUCGCGAGUGGUCGUGACAACGAUCACUCAGUUCCCGCCAUACAUGUCGCUCCGACAAAGACUAAGGCUCGGAGGGAUAUCGACGACACUCUCUCGGAGACGAGUGCCACAGUGGAGACGAAGGAGGGCAUCGUCAAGAUGGGAGACGAUCUCAAGCUA
Molecule: messenger RNA, 3606 nt
Organism: Aaosphaeria arxii CBS 175.79
Lineage: Eukaryota; Fungi; Ascomycota; Dothideomycetes; Pleosporales
Product: RdRP-domain-containing protein
Exons: 1
Biological process (GO): siRNA processing
Cellular component (GO): nuclear RNA-directed RNA polymerase complex
Molecular function (GO): RNA-directed RNA polymerase activity
Source: RefSeq, a predicted model, not a curated record